This is a messenger RNA of Rotaria sp. Silwood1, 1044 nucleotides long. The record is from the annotation of a GenBank genome assembly. NCBI's taxonomy places the organism in Eukaryota, Metazoa, Rotifera, Eurotatoria, Philodinida, Philodinidae.
AUGAAGUUCGAAUUAUUACCGAACGAAAUUUUAUUCGAUCUAUUUGAUUAUUUGAAUGGUGUUGAUCUUCUGAAUGCAUUUUAUGGUCUCAAUUAUCAUUUCAAUUUUCUUCUCUAUAAACAAUAUCGAUCUUAUCAUUUCAUAUUUAAUUGGAUAUCAAAAUAUAAUUUUGAUAUAAUAUGUUCACAACAUCUACCAUUUAUUGUUGAUCGAAUUAUUGGUCUUAGUCUUUGUGAUGGUGAAAAUACUCCAGGACAAAUUAAUUUACUUCUAUCUUACAUACCAUCAUUUAGUCAAUUUACUAAAUUACGAUCACUUUCAAUAUUUCAUCUUCAUUCAUAUAAUACAUUAAUGAAAAUCGUCGAUGAAUGUCAUCAUCUUAAUCAUCUCAUUUAUUUAAAUUUCUAUUUUUGUUCUUAUGCUUAUCACUAUAAUCCAUCACAUUUUCAAUCAGUUGUCAAUAUGAUAUGGAAUUUACCUAAACUUACUCAUUGUAAUGAUGAUAUUUCUAUACAAAGAUGGAAUUUUUUAUCUAUAUCAUCAAACAUUUCAACAUCUCUCAAAUAUUUAAAUCUGUAUAAUAAUCAACUUAAAUGGAAUCAGAUAAACAAAUUGUUUAAAUAUACACCUCAUCUUAAAUGUCUUUCAUUAAUAAUUUCUUCUGAUACCAAUGAUAAUUAUAUACCAUCUUCUUCUCUUCCAACAUUAAUCGAUUUGAAGAUUAGUAUUUAUUCUACACUUGACACAUCGAGAAUUAUUUCCUUUUUACAAAAUACACCUAAUCUACGUCGUUUUGAUAUUACUUUAGGGUCUAUAUUAAUCAAUGGUCAUCAAUGGGAACAAAUCAUUUGUAACUAUUUACCAAAAUUGAAAGUAUUUCAACUCAAAAUGAAACAUAGAUUUGAUGUUAAUCAUGAUAUACAAGAACAAGUGAAUGAAUUAGUUAAUUCAUUUCGAAGUUCAUUUUGGAUUGAUGAACAUAAAUGGUUUAUCCGAUGCAUUACAUCAGACAAUACUAUUCAUCUUGACUCUUUAUCAAAAUGA